Molecule: messenger RNA, 2673 nt
Organism: Synchytrium microbalum
Lineage: Eukaryota; Fungi; Chytridiomycota; Chytridiomycetes; Synchytriales; Synchytriaceae
Exons: 2
Coding region: 1-2673 (890 amino acids)
Source: RefSeq, a predicted model, not a curated record
AUGCUAGCCAAGACGAAUGCCGCGUUUUUAAACCUCUAUAAAGUCUCGAAGGAUGAUCUAGUCGUCGAACACACCCACACCAGUAUGGCUGGGGGAUGUUACCAUGUCGAGUUGGCUGCCAAGUACACCUCCUUUUUGAGUUCCUAUGUCAAGGCCUUGACACUUAACGAAGGUCUCUAUCUCACCGAACGGAUCCCAAAGCGGGGUGGGUUCUGCUUCUUUAUGGACUUGGAUUUUGACUUUGUCGACGACGUGGCAACCUACACAAACGACGAAUGGCAAGAGUGUUACCGUUUGUGUGCUGCUAGAUUACAAGAGGUGCUAAAGACACAUCAGGCCAACAUCUUGGCAAAACAAUGUCAAGACGAGGUAUUUGAUGGUGACCAUGUUGUAGAUAUGCAAGUGUAUUAUGGGGGUUUGCGCAUGUUGGGAUCCGUAAAACCACCUGAGCGUGACCACGAUCCCGGAUGGGUCACAACGAAAUCCUACACCUUGUUGGACAAGGAAUUCCUUCCGUUACCACUGGGCCUAGACAAUAUCGAAGCAUCGGUUGCGUGCUUGAAACUGGCGUCUAUCUUCAACCUCGAGGGCAAGGAAUUGACCCAUCCAACGGGACUACCAGCUGCCUUGAGUGCCACUGUGACUCGGAGACCAAGGCAUGAAAGCACGUCAGCCAUCACGCCAUGGAUCUAUGAAGCAUAUGGUCACGAUUCCAAUGUGAUCAAAUCGGUAAAGACCAAGACCGCAGGAGUGGGCAGAUAUGUCCUUGUCGAGUUGGACGAACGGUAUUGCCCGUUUCAGCAGCGAGAGCACAAGGGGAACCGACAGUAUAUUAUCUUGUCGAAACGAGCUGGAAGCUAUCAAAAGUGCCAUGAUCAUGAAAGCUGUGAUGAUCUAAAGCACCAUCCCAUUUCCUUUGCCGAUCUGCCAAGCCAUGUUCAAAACAUCCUCUUGAGGCUCACUGAAAGCAACGACGACGACGACACCGACGCACCCAGGCCCGUGGUGGCUGGACAAGACUUUCGCAAGGUCAAUGAUGCCCUAGGUAUCUCUCAUGACGAUUGGAGGGACUGGAAUUCCACGGCAGUGGCCACUGGGCACCAACUGUGGAAGGAGGCCACCCAGUGCAUCCUCCACCCGGCGGUGGUUCAUCCCGUCGCAGUCAGAGCGUGUGUUCUCAUCAAGCAGGACAAAUCUGUUCAUAAAAUCUGCCCCGAUUGCGGUGCCGAUGUCAUGAGCAAAAGUGACGCCAAAAAAGUACACCGGGCAUUCUCUCAGGACAUCUUGCAUACCCCGGCUAGUCUCAAUUCCGACGGAAAAAAGACUCCUUUUCAGAAAUUCACCCACACGGUCUUGGAAGAGGCGUCGAGCCAAAACUUACGGCGUGAUCGAAAAACCGGAGAUGUCUAUGCUCCCGUGGAAGGUCUCGCCUUCGCGUUCGAGAAACUCUGUGACGCUAAGACAUGGGUUCAAAACUUGUUUGCUGACAAUCGAGAAUUUGAGUCCGACGUGUCGAAUGUGGACAAGCUGGUCAAGUAUCUCCAAGACUUUAAGAACUCGGCCUUCCCGUUCUUGACCACCCAAAGAAACUACCUUGGAUUUACCAAUGGCAUUUACAAUACCGUGACGUGUGAAUUCACCGAGUUAGCUCAAGUUCCAGAGGACUUUGGUGUGGUUGGCAAGUAUUUGCCUUAUGAAUUCACUGGAAUGACGGAGACUCCCUUGCUGGAUGGUGUUUUGAACUACCAGUUCAAACCCGAGGUGCACGACAUUAUUUACAUGCUAUUGGGGCGGAUGUUUGGUAUUCGCGAUCACUUUGGGGUGAUGUUGUACUUUUUGGGGGAGUCAGGUGUGGGCAAGUCGUUGCUCAUCAAAGUCAUCAGUGCUUGCGUGGCGAAUGUGGGGGUCAUCGGAGGAAACCUGGAACAGACGUUCGGGCUGGAUGCGCUGUACGAGACGGACCUGGUCACUUGCGACGACCUGCCCCGAAACAUCUCCAAAGUGUUUUCGCAAGACAUCUUUCAGUCGUGUAUCACGGGUGGCAAGGUGAAUGUAGCUGCCAAACAAAAGCGUGCCAUCAUGGUCGAAUGGACCACACCCCUCUUCUUUGCUGGCAAUUGGUAUCCAGACUAUCUGGACAUGGGUCAGAUCUCUCGACGUAUUGUCAUUGCCAACUUUUCUCGACCUCUCCAGGAGGACGAUCCGAGCUUGUUAACUAGGAUUUUGGCGACAGAGUUACCAGCUUUUGUUCACAAAGUCACCCGAGCCUACAACGAUUUCCUACUCAAGCAUGCCAGUCACUCGCUUUGGACAGUGUUGCCACAGUACUUUCGUGAUGAACGAGACGAGCUCAGGAUGGAUCGGGACCCUCUCCUUCGAUUUCUUAGAGAGCGAACCGUAUACAUGGCAGGAAUUACCACUGCUAUGGCAAUUGUAAGGAAAGAAUUCGCGGAAUUUUUUGGUGGACCGGCCCCAAAGAAACUCAACCACAGUUCCUUCAAAGCAGCAAACCCUUUGUAUCAAAUCACCAAAGUCAAGCUUUGCAAACAUUGUCGAAAGCGACAUCUGGCAGGAUGUUGUGACCGUUACAACCGGGCGGAUUCCACGUCACGUGAUGUGGUAGAGAACAUGCAAUUUCUGGAUGUAAACGAGGAGAUGAGUAUCGGUCUGUGA